Messenger RNA from Puntigrus tetrazona (Sumatra barb), 1671 nucleotides. RefSeq names its product E3 ubiquitin-protein ligase RAD18-like. Gene Ontology annotation, cellular component: nucleus; Rad6-Rad18 complex. Gene Ontology annotation, biological process: protein monoubiquitination; DNA damage tolerance. The record is from RefSeq and is a predicted model, not a curated record. Gene Ontology annotation, molecular function: ubiquitin protein ligase activity; single-stranded DNA binding. Lineage: Eukaryota; Metazoa; Chordata; Actinopteri; Cypriniformes; Cyprinidae.
GUGACGCUGUUGUAGGAAGUGUUUAGCGAUGCGCGGGAGUUUAUUGUUGCUAUCAAGAGAGCUAGAGUUCAUGUUAAUUUUCUCCUUUCAUCUAAAUCAAAAAUUAAUAGCAGCACGGAGAUUUGCUUAGAAUGGCUCAUCUAAACGAAGCGGACUUACCGCCGAACCUGUCAUGUCUGAAAAGCAUAGACACCCUCCUCCGUUGUCCUAUCUGCUUUGAGUUUCUCAACAUCACCAUGAUGACCCCGUGUUCUCAUAACUUUUGUUCUCUGUGUAUACGGAAGUUUCUGUCCUACAAGUUGCUGUGUCCUGUUUGUAACUUGCCAUCAACAGAACAAGACCUGAGGAACAACAGAUUAUUAGAUGAUUUAGUUCAGAACUUCCAAGCAGCAAGGCAAAAAUUGUGCCACUCAAAUUUGGAAUCUCCGCCUAUUUCACCGGAAACCCCGGUUAUGGUGAUCAAAGGCAAAGCAGCAAGACAGAAGGGCCUCAGAAAUGAAGCAAACACCCUCAGUCAUUUUUUCCAGAAGAAGAUCCCUGUUACUCCUUCAUCAGAGGCCCAAACAAGUCGUAAGCUUCACGUGCCAGUCAAAUCAGAAUCCAUGGAGGUGUGUUUACAGCAGCUAGCACGCAAGCAAGAAAAUGUGGAGCCCACAAAUGGAGUCGGGGAAGAUGAAAAGAUGGAUAUAACUGCAUUUCCUUCCACGUCACACAAUAAACCACUGGUUAAAGUGGAGUGCCCUGUCUGUGAAGUAGGUGUUCCCGAACAGCACAUUAAUAAACAUCUGGAUAUGUGCUUGAGCAGAGAUGAUAAGAAGGAGAGAUUGAGAAGUGGUGGAAGGAGAAAGGCGAUGCCUAAGCUCUUGUACACUUUGAUUACUGUUCCAAAGCUGAAGAAGAUGCUUAAAGAGUGUCACCUGUCCGCUCAAGGCAGUAGAGAGCAGCUAGUGCGACGCCACCAGGAAUUCACCCAAAUCUAUAACUCCCAGUGUGACGCACUCAACCCCAAAUCAGCUGAAGAAAUUGCCAAAGAAGUUGAGAACAACGAGAGGUUAAAGAAUCAAAUGGAGAGUAAACGAAACCUGUAUGUAAUCGUCACUACGAAGAAUCAGACUGCUGAAGAAAUUGAGGAGUUGCACUCAGUGUACCGGAAGCAGCAUUGUGCGAAUUUUCCCCGUUUGAUUGCCCAGGUCAGAGGUCGUCUGGAGACAUCCAAGAGAGCACCGAUCAAACAGGGGGAGAAGUCUACAGAGGAAACGCACUCCAAAGGUUCACAAAACAGCAUUCAGAACACUCCCCAGCCUCUCGUUUCUGCAAUGCUGAAAAUAAAGAGUGAAGAGAUGGACAGGGUAAUUGAGCUUCCAUCAAGAUCAUCAAGCCCUACAAUCAGUGAAGUGUCAGUCAGCAGCUCCAUCUCAGAUAUUUUCUGUUGAAGACAUGGCAGCAGCUACUCAAACACAAAGAGUGAGUUCUCCCCUCCAGAAGCCCAGAGCAGCCUCUUCCGGAGAGAGGUCCCCAUUCCCAUAGGGAAGAUGUUUGAAGACCCUGGGAAGAGAUGCAACAAAAGUAUCAGAUUUUUCUAAGAUGUGUGGACUAAACCAAUCCAUUGGCAACAUAUUAUGUACAUUUUCUUUUUAGCAUUUCAUUAUAAUGUUUUCUCCAAUAAAACAA